AAAACAUGCUUUAUUAACCACACGAACAGGAUUUAUACGCAUAGCAAAUCACCACGAAGAGCCUCCGGCGACGCUGCGCGAACCACAAGAUACUCCGAUAAUCCCGAGCGAGGUCACAGCGAACCAAUCCCCUGUUCAGCGGGACCACACUGCAACUUCAGUGUGACUCGGCACUGGUGAGGCUGUAGAAGAGGAAUGGGGAUGAAGCAAAUUUGAGGGUAGAAGUGGAAUCGGCUCUUGUUUCAUCCCUAAUGUGCAGAGGUUUCUGUGGUUGGUCUGGAGCACUAGGCAUGGCUUUAUAAUAGUCUCUGUAUGUGGGAGCAUGAAGUUAGUUUUUGUGUGGGAAAAAUUUAUGCGCAGUUUCUGUGUAGCAUAGUCAGGUGAUUUAUAAGGGCAAGUUAGUUCCUUUGGUCAAUUUUUUUCCUAUACGUGCUCUUCCAAUCAACAGGAAUAUGGAUGCACAAGCCAAGAAAAAGGCUUUGUUUCGUGCUAAAUUGAAUGCCCAGAAGAAGGAGAAGCGUAUUGAAUCUCCCCUUGUGAGGUAUAAUGAAUUUGAUCAACCUGUUUGCCGGGUUUGUGAUGUUGUUCUAAAGUCCGAGUCUUUAUGGGAUGCACACCAAGUUUCUCGUAAGCAUCGUGAGGCAAUAAAUAAUCUGAAAGCUAAUGCAGCUGGAUUAACUCAACAAAAUAAUGCAAAGCCUGUUUCAGAUGCCAACAUUCCCAAGGCUAAACCAGAACAUCCUUUGGGCUCACAAUCGAAACUUCCAGAAAGUUCACGAGAAGUGUCUAAACAUCAAUCUUCGUCAGUGCUUCCACCAGGUUUUUUCGAUGACAAUGAUUCAGGAAAGAAAAUUUCUGACCAUUUAGCAGACUCUGAUUUAGGUAGAAAACCUGCGGUUUCUGCUCAAAAUCAGGCGUUAAACUUCAAGAAGGAGAAAGGUCAUUUUCAUGACAAUAGUGCUGCAGAGUCAAAUGUUAGCGAGGCCUCAACGGAGAGUAAGCAGACAUCAAUUAAUAGUAUUGAUACAGAGAUCAAGCAAGUAAAAGGGAGUCUGCCUGAAGGAUUUUUUGACAAUAAGGAAGCUGAUUUGCGUGCCCGUGGCAUAAAGCUUGUAAAGCCAGAUGUCAAAGACGAGUACAAGGAAUUUGAGAAGUUGAUUCAAGAAGAUUUGCAGGAGGUUGACAACAGGUUGGAGGAAGAAGAGAUUGAUGCGGCCGAAAUGAUAGAGGAAGCUGAAUCUGUAGAGCAGAAGAUCUUCAGGGAGAAAGUGGAAAUGUUGAAGAAGAGGAGAUUGGAUCUAAAAGCUGCUAAUGCUGCAAAGCGUAAUAAAUCAUCUGAGGUUGUAGCCAAGGAAUCUACACACGAAGACUCAUCCAGUGAUGAUGAAAGUGAAGAAAAUUUUGCCGUGGAUUGGAGAGCACAACACUUGUGAUCUGUGAAUACUGUGCUAAUUUUUUUUUCUUGUUUCCUGAAUUCGUGACUUUUAUAUAAUUAGCCCAUAUCAGAUUUUGGACAUGUUAUUUACCACCCUCUUGUCUCUUUAUCAAUGAUAAAGAGUUUGGGCUGAGUUUGGGCUUUAUGGUCAAAUUUGAAAAUGUUUUUACAUUGACAGGACGUCCUUCCUAAAAUAGGUGUUUUGAAAGUCAUGGUUUUCUUCUGCUCUGUUUGGUGACACUGAUGGAUACGGAUGAGCGAGUGGGAGGCUAAAUUUAGUUUGGUGACGCUUAUGAUCAAGAGUUGAAGUUUGUUGUGACCUUCACUGACGGUAGUUGUAACCUUUUAAGAAAUGAUAAUUUUCAUAGUUUAAAAAUAAAUUUACUUUUC
This is a messenger RNA of Vigna radiata var. radiata (mung bean), 1825 nucleotides long. RefSeq names its product zinc finger protein 830. Gene Ontology annotation, biological process: nuclear DNA replication; mitotic DNA replication checkpoint signaling; mitotic DNA damage checkpoint signaling. Lineage: Eukaryota; Viridiplantae; Streptophyta; Magnoliopsida; Fabales; Fabaceae. Gene Ontology annotation, molecular function: zinc ion binding; nucleic acid binding. The record is from RefSeq and is a predicted model, not a curated record. Bases 453 to 1433 code for a protein of 326 amino acids. Gene Ontology annotation, cellular component: spliceosomal complex; nucleus. The transcript has 9 exons.